AUGUGGGGGUGCCAGUGGAGCCUUAACUUCGCUCAACGUGUUGACAACUGCCCUGGAUUGGAGCUCCCAGACAACACUGAGAUUGUGGCUGCAGUGGGGAAAUUUCACUUGAGCGCUCAUAAACUUGCCUGUUUUGCUAGAUACAGCUUAAACUUCAUUCAAGGAGCUGGGCAAGUUGACGGGGAAAUUCUGGAGACACUUUGGGCUCCCUUUAACAAGAUAUCUCCCACAGCACGUUCUAUGAGCCAAGCACACCGUCAAGAAAUUCUUGAUGAUCAUAUGCGUAACUCAAAUUGGAAAAAACUUGUCAGAAUAGUUAAGACGCUCUUGAGAAAGUACAAACGGGCCAACAAGGGCAUUGAAGACACUAGGGUGCCAUUUGAAGAGCUUACAGGAUCUUUGGAUGUCAUCAAAGUGAGGGCAUGGGAAAAAGAUGAGGAGAAGGCAAAAGAAGAACGUGGAGAACAUCUCGACAUCUACCAGCUAAAGAUAGCUAAAGGGAGGUUGGGAUCAAUUUCUUGGCUCAUUGACGGCAUCAAUAUAGAGGAUUCACAGGAUGCACUCAGGGUAGCUAUUCGGCAGCUUCCCAAAGAUGCAUCUGCAGUUCAAAAGGCUGCAGUUCAAGUGAAACGACAAAAACUGGCUGCACGUAUUUCGAAAUUUCAUGAAAUUGCUGAUGCUAUGACAGAGGGCAUUGAAGUCCAUGGGGGUACUGAGCACAUGGAUGACAUCAGAUUUUGCACUACAGAUGUGGUGGAGGAAGUACGCGAGGCUGCAGAUAUUGAAGAUGUGUUGGAAGAGAUUGAUGAGGAAGUUCCUGCAGAAGCCAUGGGCAUUUGGAUGCCAUCUUCAGUGCUCCGAAAUGAGGCUUUAGCCCUGGGCUUGCACACUCUGCAAGCUGAAGAACUGGAGUUACGAAAGGGUCAAGCAAAUGAUUGCUUGGAAAAGUUACGGCAGGCUCUCGGUCAUAAAGCGAUAAUUUACCGUCAACAUUUCCGAAGUGCAGAUUCCACAUGGACAGGAACCAGGUCAAAGCAGGAGGCUCUACGAUGCCGUAUCAAAAUAGAGAAGUGUGUCCGAAGGUAUCAAAGGGAAAGGGGUUCAAUGCAGAGACUAGGGGCUGAUGAAGAUACUCUGAGGACGAUUUAUCAAGACAUUCAGCCACACCAGCUCAGUGUGGACAAGGAAGUGACGGAAGAGAACAGAUAUGGACAGGGAUCAGACAGACUGGCUUGGUUUUGGCUAGUCAAUAAUGGUCAUGAUUCGCAGGAAGAUGUUUGGAUGGAUGAAUUCUACAGGGUAAAUUGGUUGAAAGCUAAGGCUAGAUGGCAAAGGUGGGAGGAGGAGUUGAGAUUGGUCCAACACGAAAUGGGUUGGACAGUGCUCUUGUGGGGAAGAUUUGCAUUGGAUGCUGAAAAUUCAUUCAAAGACAAGAUGAUUGUAGUCACUUAA
Suillus clintonianus is the source of this 1452-nucleotide messenger RNA. RefSeq lists its product as uncharacterized. The record is from RefSeq and is a predicted model, not a curated record. The transcript has 6 exons. Lineage: Eukaryota; Fungi; Basidiomycota; Agaricomycetes; Boletales; Suillaceae. Bases 1 to 1452 code for a protein of 483 amino acids.